Messenger RNA from Marmota monax (woodchuck), 10833 nucleotides. RefSeq names its product small nuclear ribonucleoprotein G-like. NCBI's taxonomy places the organism in Eukaryota, Metazoa, Chordata, Mammalia, Rodentia, Sciuridae. The transcript is spliced from 2 exons. Gene Ontology annotation, cellular component: P granule; U12-type spliceosomal complex; spliceosomal tri-snRNP complex. The coding region runs from base 1 to 243 and encodes 80 amino acids. The record is from RefSeq and is a predicted model, not a curated record. Gene Ontology annotation, molecular function: RNA binding. Gene Ontology annotation, biological process: mRNA splicing, via spliceosome.
AUGGUGGAGGAAAGCAGCUCAAAACACUGCCACCAGGAGAACGUGGCUCCCUGGGGAACAAAAGUACUUUCUUUAAAUGGUGGCAGACGUGUCGAAGGAAUAUUGCGGGGAUUUGACCCCUUUAUGAAUUUUAUGAUAGAUGACUGUGUGGAGAUGGCAACUAGUGUGCAACAGAACAGUAUUGGAAUGGUGGUGAUGCAAGGAAAUAGUAUCUUCAUGUUAGAAGCAUUGGAACACGUAUAAAUAAUGGUUGUUCAGCAGAGAAAUCUGUGUCCCUUCUCCACCUGUUUAACUAUGACAUAAAAAUUGGGUCAUGUAUAUUUUUAUAUUAAACUUUCUGUUAAAUAAAAUUUUAUUUAUUUAUUUUUGUGGUGCUGGGGAUUGAACCCCAGGGCCUUAUGCAAGCAAGGCAAGCACUCUACCAACUGAGCUAUAUCCCCAGCCCUAAACAAACUUUAAUAGCCCCAAAAUGCACUGAUACAGAACUUAGUGCAGUAUCUAACAUAUCAAGUUCCCAGUGGGUUUGCUGUUAUUAUGAUCUCUUUGUCAUUUUCCACUUGACUGUAAGCUUCUUAGAGAAGGAGUCAGUCAGGUUUUAUAUUUAACACUUCAGUGAAAUCAACAGAAUUACCCAUUGGUAAUUGUUGGUUAUUAGCGAUGGCCUUAACAUAGCCAGGUUUGGACAAAAGUAAGAAAUAAGUGGAUUUGGUUAGCGAGAUUUACUGACUAUAAAAUAAUUUACAUAGCUUUGGGUCAACAACUACUCAAGAAUGUCUUCAGACCAUGGGCCUUCAUUAUAUCAACUCCUGGUUGAAAGGGAACCUGAUUAACAAAGUUGGGUGCACUAUCCCCAUCCUUAUUUCUUUAUUUUAUUUUAUUUUAUUUUUGUACUAGGGAUUAAAUUAAAAGCCUGGAGUAAGGUUAAAUACACACUCCACCGGAGCUACACCUCCAGGUGAAUCUUUUAAAAACAUUUGAAUUGGCUAUGCCAAUGGGACAUUCUUUGAUAAAUUUGAGUGUAUGUGGCAGUGAGUACUAUCAACUCCAGUCAUAGAGAUAAACUCUACUGGUGUUAGUGAAAACUCUGCUAUUGAUGUAGCACACUUCUGACACUCAGAAGUUCACUAGCCAAGACUGGCCUCCGCCCUGAGUUUUAAUAGUGUGCACUCCGAUCCUUAUUUAUAAACUAGAAAACCAGAGUGUUGAUAUGGAUGUCCUGGCUUCAAAAUAUUUUAAACAUGUAAAACUUUUAUUUGUAUUUUAUUUUAUUUAAAAUAUAAAUAUGUUUAUUUGUAUUUUACUUCAAAUUAUAACUGUGUCACAGAAUCCGUAGUUCUUAUUUUUCCAGUAAAGAUACUCUACACAAAUUUAUCUUUGCCUCAUCUAUGACGUGACUGGAGCUCCUGUUUCAUUUAUGGUGUUUUUAUUCAUGUCUAUCAGAGGAAAACUAAUGCAACUUUAUAUAGUUAUUCCAAGCCCUGAGUUAUGUUGUGUAUCCUUCAGAAAAUGCCCAGUAAGACUGGAAGAAAUAUCUGAAAGAAAACAUUUUUUAAUGGAAUCUCCAAAAAUAAAGUCUGUAAAAUUCCAUCCUCAGCUAUUUACUUUCUUCUCCUCCUCCUCCUCCUCCUCCUCCUCCUCCUCCUCCCCCUCCUCCUCCUCUUAAGAUAUGAAGCUCUAUAUUGUGCACAUAUAUUGUAAAAUUUACUUUGGGAAAAUGGAAAGAUUUUCUGAAAAAGUUGUAGAGACAGAUCAGACAUACAAAAUGCAUAGAACACUAUUUGCAGCUUUGCUAAAUGAUUGCUACAAACACUAAAUGCCAUACAGACAUGCAGGGAGGAACCCUGAAAGCCAGCACAGUAAGGAAUAUUGUCAUGCAGAGCCUGGGCCUGCAGUGGAUGCAGAAUAGCCCAUUCUUGCUGGUCAGUGCCCGUUUCAGUGCUGUGUAAAAUCAGCGUGCUUCCCACACAGAGCGGUUUUAAUUUAAAUCCCUCUGGAGUCCUCUCCCACCAGACUGGAAAUGUUAGGCUCCCCAGGGCAGAUCCCAGGUGCCAGGAGCCUCCCACUUCAUGGGCACUCUAUUUCAGUUUUCAUACCCAGACCUGUUUUACAGAUUGUUGGCUCUCCUCCUACUUUCACAUAUUUUACUCUUACUAUAGGUAGAAUUUGUUGCCCUGAUAUUCAUAUGUUGAAAUCUUAACCCUCAUAGCCUAAAGGAGUUAUCAACUGAAACUUCACAAAUUGCCAUGUUGAUAUUGUAGUUGUAAAACUAACAAGAUGGUCAUUAACAGCAAUCCCUCUCUAUCUUUACCUUGCCUUCUUUCCAGAACCUUAAACUACAUAUUUUGAUGUACUGUAGUAUGUAUAUAACACUCAUAUGCUAUUAAUUGGCUUCUUGUCUGCCUCCUCCUGUUUACAGUUAUAUUCUCUAGUACCUGGAACUUAGUGUGCACUAAUAAAUACUUGUUGAAUGGAUGAAUGAAGGAGUGAGUGGUCUUUAAGUUGAUGCUCUGAUUAGUCCUUAUGAAAGAAGGGACUUACCUUCUGGGUUUUCUACUCUCUGAGUUUUCUGGGUGAAGACAUGAGAAAAACCUGGCUUAUGGGGGCUGGAGUAGUGAUGGGGGAGGUUUAAAAAGGGAAUGAUUGUUUAUUAACAAAAAAUUUCAGCAAUUCCACUAUCAGUUAUCAAGUUGUGCCAUGCUUCAGGAUACCGUAUGGUCUAAGGGACUUCUUGAUGACUUUCCAGUUUUCUACUGAGUGGUCAUAAAGUUCACCUUCUUAAUACUAAAUUCACCACCUCUUUGCUCAUCCUUCCGGUUUGAUUCACAAAGAAGAAGGGAGCUAUGUGAAAAGGAAGCUUAAUUUCCUGGACUCACCCUAUUAUAGUCAUAACUAAACCAUUUGCAGAUUUUUUUCCCUUCCACAGCAUAAAACAAUGAUCACACUUGACCUAUAUUAAAAAUAAGUUGAAGCAUAUAUUCUUCAUUGAGAAAGACACUAAGAGCUAGUCACACGUCUAAAAAGCUCUUUCAUGUGGUUCAAAUAGCAAAGCUAUGAAGAUUUUUAAAUCUAACGAUUUUUUGUUGUUGUUUUCUUUGGAAGCGGCAUUUAAAAUUCAGAUUAAUUAUUGAGUUGUUAAUGUGUUCUAGAAUCUUGUAAGUAAGAUUUGAAAAACCAUCUUAGAAAAACCUGCAUUUGCCUAGUUAAAACAGUGUAGGGUUUGACGGUAAAUAGGUUGACUCAUGGUUGCACAACUUCUUGCCCUAGUGUUUGUAAUUCCAGACACCCAGUUCCCUGGAAGAAAGAAAGGUUUUGAACUGGAGUUGGUCCCUUGAGUGGAACAGUUAAUAGAUUAUGUCCUGAUAGAUUACGUUUGAGAACAGUAUUUCUUCAUGGGCAGCCUGUGUACUGUUAGAUCUCCACUUGCCUUAUCUUUUGAGCUGCAUGAUUAGAAGUGGUUACUGCAGUGCUGUGGAAAAAUUCACCAGGAGGUUAUCAUAUUUAAUGUUUCAGAAAACUUGCUUUUGAAGGCGAUAACAACAUUUCUUAAUCACUGUGCCGUUGGGCAAGCACAGGUGUGUUGCAUAUCGUUAAAUCGCUCUUUCCUGAGGACAUAAUGUUGUUCUUUGAAAGUAUUUGGCUCUCUUUCCACUUCUUUUUCUCCUGCCUUCUCCUUAUGCCAAAGAAAGCACAUUUCCCAGACUCACUCUUCAUGUAAGGUAUUCCUUCAGAUAUUCUAAGGAAUAUGUGUGUAUGUAUGUUCUUUAAAAUCACAUUCAACCCCAGUUCCAUAUCCAAGCUCAAGGAUGAAUGUUUCCCAUUCCUUUCUGGUCUACAUACGUGGACUGAGCAUCUCUUGUGUACAGAGAUCUAGAGAUAAAAACUUUGACAAAGUACCAGUACCAGUCCUCAAGGCACUUAAAAUCCACCUGGAUAAACAGACUUACAGAGAGGCCACAUUCUGUAUUCUUCCCUUCAUCUGCCUCCUGUUAAAGUCAGGGAGAAUGAUGGUGUCACAGACAGUUCAAUCCUAGUAACAAAAAUGGUGGAUUGGAAUGAUAUUUCAGUCCAUGGUGGUUACGUUCAAAUUAUAAGUCUUGAAAGGACAGUGAUGGAAAAGCAGGGGAACAUUGAUAUGGAUUGGUUCUAUGAAGCUGGCUACCUUUUCAUUUUAACUGAAAGAUAAAACCAAAACCUUUGAUCUGCCAUCAGAACCUGCUACAGCUUUAGCCUGAACCUACUUUUCCAUCUUCCCACGCGGACACUUUGCUUUUUCAGCUAGAUAAUUCUAAUUACCUUCUGGCCAGAAGCUGAUGGUUUAUCUUGCAUGAACAAUGAGUGAAAGAAUGAAUGAAUGAACUGAAGUACAAAUGUAUGGAUUUCUUCUUCCACUGCUAUUUUCACACCAUUUUCGACAUAUUCUACAUCAAGGAUAUUCUAAUUCCAAAUUCCAGAGAAAGAGGGGAUCUGACUGGUGUGGCUAGGAUUGGGCAUCUCUUGUUUCCUACAGAGAGCUGAGUUUUGGAAGUCAGCCAGAUGCCCACUCAGCCAGCAUCCUGCGCACACCCUCUGAGAAGGGAUUCCUGGGCAAGACCUGCCAUUCCUUGGAGUAGCUUGCAGAACAGAGUUCUUUAAGAGAGUGAUGGGUAUCAAGUGUCUGGAAGGAGCAGUCAGAAGCAAAGAGUUGCUGGUUAUUCUCCUUUGCCCUUGAAAUUGGUAAGAAGUUGAAGUGGGGACCAGAAUUGGAAUGGCUUAAAAGGAAUAUGAAGUGGUAUUUUGAGGGGAAAGCCAAGCCUCUGUUAGGGCAAGUUGAAGGAGGACGGAAUAUUUUUUAAAAUAAGAUUGAAGAGAAGAGAAAAUGUUAUCUUUUUAUUUUUUUAAUAAGGAAACAUACUUAUGUUUUGCCAUAAUUUUUCUCACUACCUCAUUAUGAUUAAAUAUGCACUGAAUGAGACUACAUGUGUAUUAUUACUUUUUAAAAAUGCAUCCUACUUCCAAACUGUAUAAAUUUAAGGAAAGCAACCCACUUUUAGGUUGGAUUUUGCCUAUGAUUAUUGAAUGACGCCAUGAAAGAUGUGUGAGUGAAAUGAGUCAGUGAAAACAGAGCAACGGGGAAUGAGAAGUAGGCAUGCCUGGAAAACUAUCAGCUUCAUGUAGUUUAGAUAAUUCACUUCAAAACAUAUUUGCUAUUCUAUUAGUUUGCUGGCAGAACUAGUGUUCAAAGUUAACCUAGCAUAGUCCAGCCAAGACGGCUAAAACAUAUUUGCAAAAUCUUUCUAGAUUAAUUUAGAAUUACAUAUUAUAGAACAAUUAAUCAGGUCUGAUAAGAGGAGAUCCUUCCCUUUUUACACUUCCUGUGAAAAGUGGUGCCCUUGCCGUAGAGGCCUUCACACAGGGAGAGUUGACUGGAGAUCAAAGGGAACCUGUUACCCUUGUUUUUCUUUCUGAGUGAAAAGCAAAAGGUAAAUAUCAUAGUCGAAUGAAAAAGUAAAUUGGAUUUUAAAGUUUUAUGUGUAUUUUCCCACUCUGAGGCGCUCAGACUUCGUUCAGCUGUACAGUUAUAAUUGAAAAAAACCUCUUAAAAUGUGACACGUCCCCAUGAGUGUGUUUUAGUAUAUAUUAGGUGAGUGCGUUUUACACUAUUGGAUGGGGAUGCUGUCAUAUAGUAUUUGUUAUGUUUAUAGCAUAACAUUACAUGUGCAUGCAUGUACACCACAAUAUUAUAGAUAUGUAAGUUUAUGUACCUACAUACUUAUUCAUAAUUGAAAUUAUUACUUCCUUUGAUCCUAAAACAUUCUAGAGUGUCUAUUCAUUUAAAGAACAUAAAGCUGUGGUUAACAUUCUCCACUUUAUUUAAGACAGGCUUUCAAAAUAAGCAAAUGUGAAGUGAAUUUUUAACUAAUAAAUCUUACUUUCCAAUUGAUCUUAACUUUUAAUGUGAUGCAUUCCCAGAAGAAGAAAAUUUCCAGUAAAUGCUAUAAAUGUUAGAGGGAAGGCCUGAAGGAUUCGGUUAUCUCCAAAGUGUUAUAGAUUGAACUGUGUUCCCCCAAAGUUGCUAUAGUGAAAUCCUAACCCCCAGUCUCUCAAAAGAUGACCUUAUUUGGAAAUAAGAUCAUUACAGACAUCAUUAGUUCAGAUAACGUCAUUCUAGAGUGGACGAAGCCCCUAAACUAAUAUUACUGAUACCCUCAUUGAAAGGGGAAAUUUGGACAUGCAGAAAUUCGUGGAAGGAAGACCUUGUGAAGAGACACAGGGAGAAGAUGGCCACUUAGAAGUGACCAUGCAGAGGCCAGAGACAUUCCUUCACAGCUCCUUUGAGGGAACCCACUCUGCUGACACCUUCAUUUUGCACUUCUGGUCUCCAAAACAAUGAGACAAGAAAUUUCUCCUGUUUGAGCCACCCAGUUUGUGAUACUUGAUUUGACAGCCUUAGCAGACAGAUACACCUGCCUAAGUAGUUUCAUUAGUGGUAUAGUCAUGCAGGAGGCUAGGGCCACUCCCCACCAGGAAGCGACUUUCAUUUUGCAAAUUCCAACUCCAUACCCAGCUCCUGGAACUUUCCUUGCACUUCUCUUGAAUGUUGGACAUUUUUAAUGUCUGGUAAGGCUGAGCUGUGAUAGUGCUAGUUCAGAAGGAUCCAGAGCACCAACUGAACAUGCCUUUGUAAGAAGGUAUCCAUUCUGUGUUUUAUGAAGUACACAGAGGCAAGCCAAGGGAUACAGACAAAGCACAUACAGAGGCUGGAUUCUUGCUUUGUCCCUUUGAUCCCUGGCCUUGGGUAGCUCCCUUAAAUUCACAAUUGACCUUUUAAUUUGUAAAAUAGAAGAUAGUCUAUCUUUUUGUGACUCUGUGAGUCUAAUUUCAAAAGUUAGAAAACUAUCAGCUUCAUAUAGUUUAGACAAUUCACUUCAAAACAUAUUUUAAGUAAAUUGGAUUUUUGAUAUUGAUAUUACAAUAAGCAUAAGUAAGCAUACAUGCAAUAAUAACAUUUCACAGUUUUUUUAACGCUUUAUAUUAUCCAAGUAAAAAUGUCUUUUUUUUUUUAAUUCAAAGUACAGAACAUCUUCUAGUGCAAAACACAGUCUCUGACUUUAGCCAUCUCCACCCUCCUCAACCCCCAGUGCACUUCCCAGAGGAAACCACGGGUAACAGUUUCCAUAUUUAGCUCUUUCCGCGGUUACCACCCUAACUUAAUAAUGUGCUUAUGCUACAUUUCCUUGAUGAUCAGCUCUAGACAUUAUCUCCUCACUCGCCACCACUUGCUCCUUUUAAAGCAAAGAAGCACUGAUUCAGCACACGUUCCUGAUGGCCUGUAGGUCAGCGGGCCUCCUUCAGAGUUUGGCUCACUGUGGAUCUAAUUCAAGCAAAGAGCUGUAGCUUCAGUCAAAGGGAAACCACGGUUAGAUGGUUUCCACGGGGCACGACACAGCAUUGGCAGGAGUUUGAUUAAUGACAAGUUUAAAUUGGACCUGAGUUGUCAUGUUUUUACUCCUAUAUUUUUUUGUCUGACCAUAUUUAUUUUAAUGAAAAUAAAACAAAAGCUGAACUUAAUAUAUCACAUGUUGCUUUCAUAAAAAGAGAAAAUAUCUGAUAGCUAAUUAAUUUUAAAAAUCUACUUAUUGAGAGAUGGCAACCCGGGAAGGUGGUCCCUGCUUCUUUGAUCUUAACUCAUCACUAACUUAACUGAUAUGAAGAAGUCAACUGAUGGGCAUUUGUGGCAUUGGUUUGCUUUGAUGUUGCAGCUUUCUCUUUCUAGAAAUUUCCUACUGGUUACUCAAAGAGGAAGGCUGAUGAGAGAAAGAAGAGAAUUGAAGCAACCAUUACUGUUUCUUGGAAACACAGCCUUCUGUAAUUCCCAUUAUUCCAGAAAAGCUAUUACAUAAAUGACUUUGACUUAUCACCUAGAAAAACCUCUUUACCAUCCAUGAUGGCAAGAAAAUAUAUUUUACAUAAGUUCUCAUAUUGGCCACUUUGGGUUCCUUCAAGCCCCAUCGAAUCCUCUGACUCAUCCCCUGCUCAUCUCCAGCUCUUGGUCAUGAGAGGAAGUGUCACCAAAAAGGAGAGAGAAAACCCUGAUUUCAACAGAAUUUCACAGAUAAAUGUUUAAGAUCUAGCUGAAAAAGACUCAUUAAAGGAUGUGUUGAUAAGCACAUUUGUUGGUAGGGUUAGGAAAAAAAAAAUGUAGCAGGGGUUCUGUUUUGCAAACAUUUGCCACUUACCCAUGUUCUUUCUGGAAACUCCCUCUUGCCUGGCUGGCUUGUCAGAGCACUCUUUCCUGAUUAUCCUGCUCCGGGGCAGGUCUUGCUUCCUACACUAUCAUCUCCCACAUGUCUUUAAUAGGAUUUCAAUAAAAUGUCUUAUCUUCUGUUUUCAGAGUUCCAGAUGUAAUUUCCUUGCAGACAAUUCUAAAUCUCUUUCUCCAGCCCUUGCAUCUGUCCUGAACUUCAGGCUUGCCCACCAGAUGUUCCUGCAGGCAUGACCCCAAAUUUUCUCAAAUUUGACAUGCUGCAAAUCCCAAAUCAUUUCUCCCUCCAGUUUAGCUUCCCUCCUCCCAGGGACUCAAACAGGGUAACACACUCAUGCUCUGUCCACUCAGCCAGGCCAGAAAACCAAGCUCUGCCUCUGUCCACAGCCUCUUUCCAGAAUUCUUUUCAUUUUACCCAUGUUUUUCAAAUCGAUGUUAUUUCCCCAGGCCUGCUGCCCAGGUCCCAGCCAGAUCAUAUCAUUCUGUUUCUAGACUAUAGGAAGAUCUUCUCAGUUCUCAGUCAUCAGCUUCUUUCAUCCUACAUUUUAAAUUUUUAUAUUUGUCCAGAACUAUCUUACUUAAUGAAAUCAUUAUUAUGUUAUUCACCUGCUUGAAAAUCCUUGAUUAGAUCCCUGAAAACUAUAGGAAUACCACCAGAACUUCAGAGCCUGACACCCACCACUUUUCAAACUGUCCCCAUUGGACGUUCCGCAUAUACCCAGGGUCCACAUGGAGUGCAUAGAGGCCUGGUGAAUAGAUGAAGAAUGAAUAAGCCAAUCUUUGAGUGGAUGAAUGAGUGAAUACCUCAAUAGGCCUCGAGCACCCACCAUAUACAUGUCAUGUGCUGCCAGGAAAGCUAUCUGCCUCCUUCUGAAAUAGAAUCAAUAUGUCGUUGCCAUUAAGGUUUUUCAUGACCAUGCCAAUCUCAAUCAAUUUCUUUUCAAUCUGUGGUUCUGGGGCAUUUUAUUCAUGCUACAAUGUGGCCAUUAAUACAUGUCAUGGUUAUUUAUGUGUGUGUUGGGUAUUCACAGCAACAGGGUCUCUGAAUGGCAGUGAGGGCUCCCCGACUAGCACAGACCUGGCAUGCCCAAGAAAUAAGCUCAGGAUGGAGUUCUGCCACCACUGAUUUAGAAACUCACUGUAUUUUUCUGCAGUUCAAUAGCCACAAAUAUUUCCCCUCCUCCAUUCUCUAAUCCUUAAAUCUACUCUUUGCAACCCUGUUGGAUGAAUCCUUUUGUUCUGAAAAUGAAAGGUUAGAACACCCAUGAAAUGAGGGGUCAGAACUCCUGAUUUAGAGGUCAUUGCCUUCUUAAAAAUAUAUGAAGUUUUUUUUUUUUUUUUUUCAUUUUUUUGGUGACUGGUUGUUUUAGAGUUUGAGGCAACCUAGGUUGCAAAAUAAGUAUAAAAUCAUUUUGUGGUGUAGGAGACAUCAUUCAGGAAAUUUUUAGCUGCCUAACCAUUUCACAUCAUUUUUUUUAUUUGAGAGUAAAUAAAGAGCCAUGAAGAAAUGUUCCUGGGGACAAGAAGGUGACAUAGUUAAGCUUAAAGUGAGCCUAAUAACUGUAUUUUCUCUGCUAACCGGAGUCUCAGAACCCACCUGAGUUGUAUCAAAUAAAUGCAGUCAUUUCAGUUUGGGGCCACAUUUGUAGGCACAUAUGGAGUCCGGAUGUGGCUGACAUUAACCGUGGGAUAUUAGUAGAGCUGUAGUUUGCAGAACAGGUACAUAAGUUUUAGACUUGAGAGAGAGAGUUCAGGAGAACAUGAGUCUAACCAGAGCAUUUCUGCUGCUGCUGCAGAUGCCACUGUUAAUCGAAAUUGCUUAUUAUUUUAACUACUUUCAAUGGUGCUUUGGGGGAUACUGUUGCCUUCGUAUUAUCUAAAUCUGUCCCUGCCACCAGUGACUGGACAAUGUAGGGCACUUUAACAGACAUCUUAUUACCUGAGAAUAGGAUUCUAGUUUCCUGUAUUAGAAUCAGGCAUUUCUCCUGGGAUUUCACCUUCUGUUCAAAGCUUGAACCACUUUGGUAGGAAAAAUGUGGUCCUAAUAAUGUUCUCCAGGCACCUGUGGCUUGCAAAGUACUUAAAGCUUAUUAACUCAUUAAUCCUCUUUGUGAAUUUUGUAAGGAAUGUAGAUGUCAAGUUGUGUUUUCCUCCUCCCAGGGACUGAAUUUGAAGCACAAACUUGCACAGGCCUUUGGGAAUCAUUGGUGGAACAUACAAAGAAGGGACCCUACCAUCUUGAAGUGUCUGAAAUCAAUAUUUAGCAGCUGAUUUUUUUUCUUUUUCUUUGUCUUUUUGCUGUAACUCCAAUGUGGAUCUCCUCUCUAUAACCAUCAUGAACAGUCUUCAUUAGGUAAAUCUAGCUGGAAACAUGAGCUGAAAAAUAAAACUGGAAGUCAACAGCACUUGUUCAAUUGAAUGGGGAAUAGAUACGUCUAAGGUCGAUACCAUGAUACAUGCUCUUGGUAUUUCCCCAAAUUUCAUAUGCUUAUCCAUUCAUUGAGUCCCCUUAUAUGCACAGGGUAAAGUUUGUUUAAUCCCCUUAGAAACAUGUAUGACGCAAAUAAAACCAUGGUGAUUGAUCUUUCAAA